Myxocyprinus asiaticus (Chinese sucker) is the source of this 3499-nucleotide messenger RNA. Its product is annotated as docking protein 2-like. Gene Ontology annotation, biological process: cell surface receptor protein tyrosine kinase signaling pathway; positive regulation of MAPK cascade. Gene Ontology annotation, cellular component: cytoplasm. The record is from RefSeq and is a predicted model, not a curated record. Lineage: Eukaryota; Metazoa; Chordata; Actinopteri; Cypriniformes; Catostomidae. The transcript has 6 exons. The coding region runs from base 99 to 1748 and encodes 549 amino acids.
ACUUGGAGAUGCUGUUUGUGUCAGUAAAUAAAGCAGAAGAACCAUGAUACACUAGAUGCAACAGUCUCUAGGAGCUGGGUCAGAUAAAAGGCAGAAAAAUGGAGGAGGACAUUAAAAAAAGGGGGAUACUGUACCUACAGCAGCAGAGGUUUGGGAAGAAAUGGCGAAAGGUCUGGUCCGUGCUGUACCGAGAAAGCUCCUGCUCUAUCUCUCGUCUUGAGUUUUUUGAGUUUAAAGAUGGAGCUGGCAAUACACUGGAGAAACCCAACCGUAAACAGGACAACAAAAAGGUGAUAAAGUUGAAUGAUUGCAUUCGCGUGUCAGAGGCUGAUGUCGAAGGCUGUCCAAGGGACUGUGGACCCUUUUUGGUGGAGACAACCGAAAAGACAUUUGUUUUUGCUGUUGAGAGAGCUGAACUAGAAGACUGGAUGCAGCAACUCUGUGAAAUCGCAUUUCCGAUGAGCUGGACAGAGAGAGGAACAACGAGAGGAAACAGUUUACAUUCUGAUCCUGCUGAUGUCACAAUGUCGGACAACACCCUCUACUGCAGCAGAGAAACUGCAAUGAAAGACUUCAAGGUGUCAGUGAGGCGCACAGAGGCUUCUGAAAGAUGUGGCCUGAAAGGACUGCUGUUGUUACGGACUGAUUUUGAUAGCCUCCUUCUGAAAAAUCCUAAAACAGGAGAGGUUCUCUACUCCUGGCCCUACCGUUUCCUCCGCAGGUUUGGACGUGACAAGACAACAUUCUCCUUUGAGGCUGGGCGAAGAUGCGACUCUGGGGAAGGCAACUUUGAGUUUGACACAAAGCAAGGAAAUACCAUCUUCCAAUUUGUAGAGGCUGCAAUCAAUCUACACAGAGCCAAUUUGCCUCAAAAUCAGUUAUCAAGUGGGGAACGAGAACCUGUGCCCUCUACUCCUCGAGUGAAAGCUCCAGUAGAUAAUACCAGUAUCUACAGUAUGGUGUCUGAAGGAGCAUUUAGGGAUGGUACCCAACAACCAAAACAGAACCCCCAGCAAUCCAGACCUGAAGCCCCAACAGAGAAGCUUCUCACAGGGGUUAAGAGUCUGACCCUGGACACCAGGCCUCCACCACGAAAAAGCCAGGUGAAGAACUUCAGAAGUUGUCCUUUGGCCAACACUGAAGAUGAGAUGUAUUCCCGGGCUAUGGCACCGGGUCCUGACCGUGGGAGUCCAGGUGAGAAGGGAGACCAAAAAGACAGACGUUCCACCUGCUCCAACCCUGAGGACUCUGACUACUCUCUGCCAUUUGACACCAUUGCCAAGAAUGUUAUGGUAGAUAUUUUGGCAGCAUCCAACCUACCAAUCACUUUAGUGGAGUCCAGUUGUAAAAAUGAGAAAAAAGGCAUUGUAGAAAGCACAGAACCCCUUUAUGACAGUAUCGAUGAAAUGGCCAUCAGAACGUGUUUCUCACAUGGACCAAAGAAACACUCUUCCACUUACAAACGUGUGGAGCACAUCUAUGAUGAGCCAGAAGGUUGUGGUGUGGCCACAAGUGGUCCUCCGUCACUCUAUGAUGAACCAGAGGAGGUAAAAGGUCAUGCCUGGAAGAUGCUGGGUACAGUAAUGGAUCCGGGUGGUCAUGAGUAUCCGUACAAUGCUUGUGUCGACGACUAUGCGGUUCCUAAACCUCCCAGAAGGGCUUUGCUGCCAGAACAGAAAGACAAUGAUGAAGAUGACAGUUCACCAUAUGAUAAUAUCAUGGUGAGAGUAACGCAAAAGAAUAACUAAGGACUUCUUCAAAAUCUUUUAUAUCAGUAUCCUAAUGAUUGGUGAUGCUCAGUUAUGUUUGGCAUUACCACUACAGAGGACACAGUAGAGAAAUGUGAAUUAGUGAGUGAGUGAGUAAAUUAAUGAAUGAAUGAAUAAGCUAAUUAAUGAAUGAAUAAAUGAGUGCAUGGAUAAAGGAGUGAUUGAGUUAAUGAGAGAGAGAGAGUGAAUAAGUGAAUGAAUGAGUAAUUGAGUGUGUGAAUGCGUAAAUUAUUGAAUAAAUAAAUUAAUUAAUUAAUGAGUAAACGAGUGAAUGGGUGAGUAAAUUUGUUAAUUAGUAAGUGAAUAAAUAGGUUAAUGAAUGUGUGAAUUAAUGAGUAAACGAAUAUGUGUGUGUGAGUGGGUGAAUGAGUGAUUAAGUAGAUGAGUGAGUGAAUGAAUGAUGAGUGAAUGAGUGAUUCAAUUAGUGAAUUAAUAAGUAAAUUAAUGAAUAAGUAAAUGGGUGUUUGAAUGAGUGUGAGUAAAUAAGUGAAUGUAUGAGUGAGUGACUGAAUGAGUGAGUGAGUUAAUAAUUGAUUGACUAAAUGAUUGGGUGAAUGAAUGAAUGAGUGAAUUAUUGAUUCAAUGAGUGAAUGAAUGCAUGAGUUAAUUGAUUGAGUGAGUAAAUGAUUAGGUGAAAGAAUGCGUGAAUUAUUGAUUAAAUUUACAAGUAAUUGAAUGAAAUAAGUGAAUGAGUGAGUAAAUUGGAGAAUGAAUGGGUGAUUUAAUAAGUAAAUGAAUGAGUGAGUGAGUGAGUGAGUGAGUGAGGUGAGUGAAUAAAUCAAAUAUUUAACCAACAAAAUGAGCAGAAUGGACAAUACUUAUCAGGGUGUUUUACUGUUAUGUGAUAGCAGUGAUGUGCACCUUAAAGACUAGAUUGAAAAUCACAUUGGUCCAUUUAAUAAACUCCACUGGACUAAAAUGGGACAUGAAAAACUCCACUCCAAACAUUAAAGCUCUGUAUGUCCUAGUAGCAACCAAGCAUAUACAGUGUACUACUAUGACCUUCGCUAUCUACAAAGACAUGGUUGAUUUUAUCAGCUUGUAAAUUCAAUAGUAAUUUGGUUCAACACGGGGCACUAUUAGCCCUUCUUCUCUUCCUUUUCUUGCCCUUAUUCAAAAGGACUCUGCUGUGACACACAGGUAAUUAAAUUCCUGCAGAUCUCUCCCUAAAUGGAUGAUGCCCAUCACUUAAUCUUCUGCUUCUAAUCGUUGAGUAGGGAGUUCCGCAGAGUGUCAAGGUGUUAUUCAGGGCAGACUUGGACUCUCCCUCUCACGGGCUUCCUAUUUUGAGGAACACAUGAAUAAUUAUAACUCGACUUGCUGAGGAAAACUGGGGCACUGUUAGGAUGCUGCCAGGCUCCCUGCCUGCAAGGGCUCAUGAGUCCCACAUAGACUUAAGACUUUUAAAAGCCUAAAACACUUUACAGUUCUCAUCCAUUCAGUUGCUGUGUCUUGUUUCAAAAUGUUCAAAGAAUAUCAAUUACAAUAGCUCUGUUUAUUCUGUUCACUUGUAUUUUAAUGCCUGGUACAUGAUGUGAAUUGUUUUUUCGUUACUAUAAAUUACUUUAUCCAUAUUUUAAAGCAAUAAUUUACUCCCCCUCCUGUCUUCCAUGGAACUCAAAAGGAGUUAUUUAUAUAAAAAAGUCCAAGCUGCUCUUUUCAAUGGAAGUACAAUGAAAGUGAAUGGUGACCACAACAUGAAACUUGGAAUAAACAUAAUACAUUAGUCA